Helobdella robusta is the source of this 1625-nucleotide messenger RNA. RefSeq lists its product as hypothetical. NCBI's taxonomy places the organism in Eukaryota, Metazoa, Annelida, Clitellata, Rhynchobdellida, Glossiphoniidae. Bases 712 to 1308 code for a protein of 198 amino acids. The transcript has 3 exons. The record is from RefSeq and is a predicted model, not a curated record.
GUUACUGCUGUCUUCUUGAAAUAUUUCAUAAAAUUGAAUAUUGAAUAUUGAAUAAUAAACAAUGUAAAAGGAGUGUUGUACUACUGCAAGAAACAUGUCUGUCACGUUCCAAUUAUAAAGCACAGUUUAAUUUGUUUAUUUCAGACAUGUCUUAUUUUUGCAAUAUUAUUUGUUCGUGAAAUGUUAAAUUGGUACUUUCUAUUAUUAAUAAUUUAUUUUGUUGGUUUUUCAUGAAAUUGAAGUAUUUAUAUACUAAAUAAAUAAGUCGAAAAUACGGUACAUUAGAGGUUGAUGGUUAAAAUAAUAAUAUUAGUUGUGACGUUGCUGUAAAAUUCCUGAAAAGAAUUGUGAAAAAUCUACAGCAAUAAAUAAGUUUCUAUUUUAAAAUAAGGAUCAGUUUGUCGAAUAGUUUGUCACAAUUUUAUGAAACAGUCAUCAAUAAUAAUCUCUCAUUCGUUAAGGCUGACCCUGUGGCUGAUCACUGUCGUCUGCGCCGCUGAACUAAUUGACCAAUUAGUGGGCAAACAUAACUAUAAACAAAAUACCAGAGCUGAUAGCAGCGAGAUCACCAACAUUAAGUGACACAAACAUUCAACCAAUCAUCAUCAUUUCGUGACACAAACGUUCAACCAAUCAUCAUCAUCUCGUGACACAAUCAUCAUCAUCUCGUGACACAAACGUUCAACCAAUCAACAACAACUAUCAAUCGCAAUGGCGAUGAGCAAACGACUCGACGUCAGCAACUCGCUCCCAGACGAUGGUGACGUUAUGAUGAAGAGCACUCCAUGUGCAGCGCCAUCUCACGAGCCGUGCAAUCCCUCCAGAAAGUUGUACCCCAAGGAGCACUCGAACUGGAAAUUUGACAUGGAGAAACAACACAUAGCCAUAAUUUUUCAUACCUUUGUGAGCAAUUGUAAUGGUGCAUUUUAUGGUUUUUCGCGUCAAUCGAUAGCGCUGCAUUUAUCGAUUGAUACUCGUGUUGUUAGCAACGUUUGUGGAUCGUUUGCGGCUGAGGUUGAUUGCGUUGUCUCAUUUGGAGGAACUGCUCAGCAGCAAAUGGUCGGUUUAAUGGUCAAAACUGGAUCGUCGAGGGCUGAAUUGAUAAAGAAGCACUUCCUGGCAGUCCGCUUCCUUGCGAACAUAGCUCCGAAACGGGAUAAGUACCAUUUAGAUUUCCACCGCUACGCUCAUACAAGCAUUCCAAACAGCAGCAGCAUUAACAUCAGCCGAAAGAACAUGACAUCACGUGAUGUCUGCUUGACCGGAAGUACGCCAUGUUUGCAGACGAUAAAGAAGACGGAAGAUUGAUAGUCAUCGUUGUUUGCGUAAAAGUUUCUGACGAUGACGAUGAUGACGAAAAUGAUGAUGGUGGUGGUGAUGAUGUUUUUGGGGGUUUUUGUCAUCAUAAUGAAGAUGACGAUGAUGAUGAAGGUAGUGGUCAUAAUGCACACGAGGACGAUAAUGAUGAUGUUGAUGAAUGAUGAUGUUGCUUAAUCGUCUGUACAUAAUUUUUGUGUGGCACAUUUUUCUACAUAUUUGUGUACAUAUUUUUAUCUGACAUUCACUUCACUCUAAUCAAAUAGCUACACAGUUGUUAAUAAAUUACAUUUUUAAACGUUUCAAAA